This is a messenger RNA of Pieris napi, 3469 nucleotides long. RefSeq lists its product as uncharacterized. The record is from RefSeq and is a predicted model, not a curated record. The transcript is spliced from 13 exons. NCBI's taxonomy places the organism in Eukaryota, Metazoa, Arthropoda, Insecta, Lepidoptera, Pieridae. The coding region runs from base 44 to 3385 and encodes 1113 amino acids.
UUUUAUAUUUUUUUGUUAUUAAUAAUUUUUAAUUUACUUAAUUAUGGAGAAAUAUGAUAAUUAUCGUUUUUACGAUUCCCUGGACUAUUUGAUACCACCAGUUAAGAAACAGCAGCAAAAUUUAGUAAACGAGCCGAAAACAUUAAAAAAAUAUCAGGAUACCAAAGAAAUUGAUGUGUCUACUUAUUCUUCGACUCACAUUAAACGAAAUAAUCAAGAGAAAGUUAAAAAAAAAUACCCAGCGUUAGAUCCAGAAGAAUAUAUCCUGAAAUCUAUUUUACCAUUCGACGACAUUAAACAUAAUAAGAAAAAAUAUAGUAAAAAUUACAAGCCAGUUAUAAAGAUUACAGUAGUACCGAAAUCGGUUGAGACGCAGACUUCUAAGGUUUUCAAUAAAAAAAUCUCAAAAAAGAUAAUAAAAAAUAGUUGCUCUAAUCACGACGGAUUACACUCUAAUAACGUUUGUUCUGUCUCUGGAAGGAAGCGUGAAAAAAUUUUCGAAAUAAAAUCUUCAGAAAGCGAAAAUUUCUAUAAGAAACGCUUAUAUUUUUUUAAUAAAAUGGACAAAAAUAACUUCAAAGAUAAAAGAAAGAAAGAUGGCAAGAAGGAUUUUAAUGACGAUCUAAGAAAAUGUAAAACUAUCAACUGCCCAAACAAACCAGGCAUACCCGAUGUCAGUAGACAUAGAAGCCAUGUUAAAAUCGUUGGUAGGUUAGGUCUGACCACAGACGACAGAUAUGUGUUGAAUUGUGCUGCUACGAUAGAUGAUAGACCAAUUAUUACGAAUAUCACUCAAGAUGAGCCGAUGAGAAACAAACAUGGCGAACAACCAGUUUUCGAGCAUAGCCGACGCUCUCGAAACUAUAGUCCAAAUGAAUACGUUUUCAACGAGACUGCUGCUUGCAAUAGUGAUUGCUCAAGAAUGGAAUCCCAAGGCAUUCAAGUAAAUUUAUUUCAAGAUUUAGAAUAUAAAAAAAGGAACGGGCCCAUGAAAAAUAAGUAUAGCCAAUGUGUAUGUACUGGCGAAACAAUUAAAUCGGAAAAUGAGACUGCUAAAGGAUUUCAAACUCCCAUUGUCGUCAUUUCAGUGUAUCCCAAAGAAAACGGGAGCGAUGGUCAUAUGAUCAGAGUUGAAGAAAGACAAAUGUCUCCAAACAUGGAAGUCCAACAAAAAGGAUCAAACAAGGAUAAAAAAUCAACUUUCCAAAGGCUUGCAUCGCCAAAAGAAUUAUCCCCUAAUAACAAAGAGUAUCUAAGAGAAACUAACAAUAGUAAAAUGUUUAAAAACAAUCAGAAAAGUGUAUCUCCAAAUCGUUUUUCCAAAUCUACUAGAAAUCAUAUUCCACUUGGAAGCUCUAGAACAGACGUAUUUAGUAAAAGAAGUAAAGCACAAUUAUCCAAAAAACAAUACCAAAGUAGACAAAAUACGGAAACACGCGGAGCCCAAAAAAAAUUAGACACAAAUCGAAGUUUGGCAAAGAAAGCUUUAGUCGACAAUUAUAUCAAUAAACUGGAAACUGAAGAAGCUAAAAAUAAUAGAGACAUAGCAAGACAUGAAUAUGCUCCACCAAAAGAUAAAACUUCAAAGGUUACUGUGAAUAUUGAUGGUGAAUCCGAACGUUAUAAUUUACUUUUUAAACAUGAUAGACAAAAUACAGAUUUUUCAGUAAGAAAAACUGUCAAAUCAAAGAAGAAGACACACCUUGCCUCUAUGGAAAAUUUAUUAAUUUUAUCAGAUAACACUAAAAUCCCUGCUUCUGGGUCGUUAUCACUCUCAGCCAAUUCACCCGUGAGUUCAAGAAAAAAUUCAAGGUCUCCUAAUCCAGGUAAAGCAGAAAAAAAUAUAGAUAAAAGAUCUUCCAACUUAAAUGUUCGAGACAGUAUAGAAGUUUUUCAUGGACGAACAAGCCUUGGUAACUCUAAACAAAAAGUGGCAGAAAAAAAUAACAACAAUACGAUUGACAAUAAUUAUUAUGAAGGACGGGCUAAGCAUUACCGUGGGGACCCGUGCGUAAUUCCAGAUCCAUCUGAAAGAGACAAGGAGAUAAGGCAGUUGUUGGGUAUUUUAACGGGGCGAAAUCUAAAUGAGCCUAAACCAAAUUCUCGACAAUCUCAGGAAACCUUUAUUGUAAAAAACUGCGAAGAAUGCUUCAUCGAAAACGAAUGCAAAAAGAAAGUAAAACUAAGUAGCAGUCUAGCUAAACUAUUCCCACAAAAAUUUAUUACAAAACUACAAUAUAAAUCAAAGGCUGAUUUAAAACAUUCCGAAGAAACAAAAAAUAAUGAAUUGAACGACAUAUUUCCAAUAAAAACAAAACGUAGAACAGAAGAUGUUCAACCAACAAUUUGUGGAGUCGCACAGCACGACAGAUUAUGUACAAACCAUUCCACAUUGUCAGGUGGCUCUAAAGAUAAUGUUAUUUAUAAUAAUAGAAACGUAGAAAAUGGAAAUGAUGCCAAUCUUAUACUAAAUAGAAAUAUACACGUGUUUUUAGAAGUAGAACAGUUUACAAAACAAAAACCUAUAAUGUUGACUCGAAAACAAUAUAAUAAAGUUAAGAGAACGAUACAAAAUACUGUGUGUAAAAAGUUUAGCAAUGAGAGAAAAAAGGCAAAUUACUAUAGUAGCGUUACAAUUGGAGAAGUAAGAAUAAAAUCCAAAUUUCAGAGAGUGGUUCGAUUAAGCAAGGAGGUUCAAACUGAUAAUACAAAUUUUAAAAAAAUCAGCUCUGACACGUUAUCUGACAAGUAUAAUGAAUCUGAAUGUUCGUUUAAGUGGGAUAUAGAAAAGAAAAAUGAAAUUAGCGAAUCAACAACAGAGGAAAAUAAAAAUGCUCAGUUAUUGAGUAAGCCAAGAAACAUCGUUUCAUCGAUAGAGGUCCGAUAUGCUAGCGUAUCACUAAUGAAACAUGUCACUUAUUCUUCACUGGCGUGUAAUAAAGACAAUUCGAAUUUUGUGGAACAUAAGGAUUCAAACUCAAUUCAUACUAUUUUUAAAGGUCACAAGAAGUCAGUAACGCCAAACCUCGGGACAUCUGCAUAUUCUUUGUACUCUAGCAAUAGUAACCAUACAAGCCUAAGCAAAGGAUCUCAAUUGAUCGACUCAAAAAAGAAGCCGCUACUGCAGCGUUUGGUGUCGUGUCUCAUAAUGAGAUCAAAAGUGUCAGAAAUAAAAAUAGGCAAACCACCUCAUAAGCAACCAACUAAAAAUAGCUCAAUUAACUCGUAUAAUAUCAGCACAUCAUUCGCGGGUGUGGAAAUACCAUCGUCAUUAUAUGACACGUCCGCAUCUUUUUAUAGUAACCAUACAAUUAUGCCUGUGUACAAGAUGAAACGAAGCUUCUUCAGUUCCGUUAAAGGAUUUCUUACUCAUCACCGAAAUUGAAAACCUUUCAUUAUAUAUAGGUUUUUUGUCAUAUUAAUAACACGUGUGGUUUAGUAAUUUACAAUAUUAUAGAUAUUAUUAUCA